Messenger RNA from Cladocopium goreaui, 1401 nucleotides. NCBI's taxonomy places the organism in Eukaryota, Dinophyceae, Suessiales, Symbiodiniaceae. The record is from the annotation of a GenBank genome assembly.
AUGUCCUUGGUUCAGCGGUGGUACAAGACCGAAGUGGCUUUAGGUGCGCCGAACUUGAUUUCCUCGGCGCGUGGUGACGGGGAGGACCUAGGCGCUGCUGAUGCAGCUGUGGCUGCCUGGGUACGACUGAUCCCCCAGGGUCGUGGCUUGAUCGUGCUCCAAGACGGUUUCGAAUACAUCACCCGGGAUGGCCCUAGGCGCCUCCUGGCCCGACUGCUGCGAAGACACAAAGGCCUACAUAUGCUGGUGACCCUUGCCAAAAACCCUGGGCAGGCACAAGGCGUUUGGGAAGAACGGCCAUUGCCCUUGCUGUCGCCCCAAGUCUCUGAGCUCGCCCGUGUGGCGCGGAAACUCAGCCGGCUGUUGAGGGCGGCCCUCGCCAUGCACGAGUUGCAGCAAGACAUCAAAGCCUACAUCCACGCCACUGUGCCUGGACUUUGGGCCAAGUUUGCCAAGGCUCACCUGACUCAUCUGGGAAGUCGGAACUUCUGCCGCGGAGGUUGUUUCAGUCGGAAGGCCGUGAGCUACGGCGUCGAGCAGAUGAAGGUAGAACAGGUGCAGCAGAGGCUCAAUGAUUACCAGGAACGUGUGAAGAAGCUUGUGGAUGAGACGAAAUCUUUGCUGGCCUGCGGAGCAACAUUCGACAUCCAACAGCACCGGAAAGCUGCGAGGAAUAUUGGAGAAUAUUUGAUGGAUGACAUACUGAUUUUGGACUCCUUGGCCAACCUCUACCAGGAGGAUCGUCAGGCUCGCAACAAGGCUUUGGGAGAGAUUGAGGCAUUGGUCGAGCAGGUGGACCUUGUAAAGUCCAUGCUGAAGGAAAGGCAGGACCUGAUAAACAAGGCAGAUUCGCCGAUGCAGAUGAAGGCUCUGUCUCCCGUGAAGCACCUGGUCCGGCGAUUUGACAACCAGGGGCUUGCCACACCCUCUAAGGUGCUGGAGAAAGUGCCCUCGGAGAUGUCUCUUUCCAGGCCUGGCUGCGCUUCAGAGGUAUCCAGCCAGCUCUCGGUCAGGUCCAUGAACCGUCCUUUCUGGGUCAACGGAUUCCAGCGUCCUGCCCCCGUGGGCACUGAGGAACUUGCGCUCCGCCUCGCCGAACGAGGGCAGCGGAAGCUUGCGAGGAUGCGUCAGCGGAACGUGGAGAGUUACCACAAGGCAGUGUCCGGCGCUUCCUGCCCGGCAUGUGCCACUCCCAAGGCGCUGACCACCUGCAAUGGGCCCCAGCUGUUGACACCGCAGCGGGCCCAGCAGCGGCUGCAUAGCAAGCUGGUCGCCGUCGCCACGCCGCCGCCUGUGGAAAGAUCAGGCAUCCUUUGCCUGGAACCGUGGGAUGAACGUACUUCCUGCAGCAGGACAUUCGAUGGGAAACCUCUUCGUGCUGUGAAGCAGCUGCUUCACUGA